Molecule: messenger RNA, 1946 nt
Organism: Cercospora beticola
Lineage: Eukaryota; Fungi; Ascomycota; Dothideomycetes; Mycosphaerellales; Mycosphaerellaceae
Product: glycerol kinase
Biological process (GO): phosphorylation; glycerol-3-phosphate biosynthetic process; triglyceride metabolic process
Cellular component (GO): mitochondrion
Molecular function (GO): glycerol kinase activity
Source: RefSeq, a predicted model, not a curated record
AGAUGUGCUAAGUUAGCCACGCUGACUGGCCUCGGCGGCUAUUAUGAUCAGGUGGCCCAAAGUCAAAUGCGGGCAGCUGCUCCUCCGUGACCCCCACCAUCAGAGGGGCCCCAGAGGAUUAUCACAUGCGCUGGGGCGACAGCUUGCUGCUGCUGGCUCGGGCCCGGUACUGACAUGUGCACUGAAUAAACAAAGACCGGCCGCGUCUGGCACGCGAGCAUUGUUGCAUGUACAUUCCUCUCCCUUCAGCACCCUCGUCAAGUCUGCAGCUCGAGAUCGCAUCAUGGCGUCGUCGGAGGAAGUCUUCGUGGGCAGCAUUGACCAGGGCACGACCAGCUCGCGGUUCUUGAUCUUUGACAAAGCAGGAGAGCCGGUUGCUGUGCAUCAGGAAGAGUUCAGCCAGAUCUAUCCCAACCCAGGCUGGCACGAGCAUGACCCGGAUGAGAUUGUCCAGUCGGUGCAAAAUUGUAUCGAAGGCGCCUUGAAGAAGUUUGAGCAAGACGGUCACUCCAAAGACAGCAUCAAAGCCAUUGGAAUCACCAACCAGCGCGAAACCACAGUCGUAUGGGACAACAAGACCGGCGAGCCCCUCUACAAUGCCAUUGUCUGGACCGAUACGAGAACAGCUGCUCUCGCGCGCGAGCUGAAAGCACGUCCAGACAGCGACAAGCUCACCGAUGUCUGCGGUCUUCCCAUCUCCACAUAUCCAUCUGUCACCAAACUGCUGUGGCUUCUCAAGAAUGAAGAGAAAGUGACAAAAGCGUAUGAGGCUGGAACACUGGCGUUUGGCACAAUCGAUGCAUGGCUCAUAUACAAGCUCAACGGCGGGCCUACUAACAACGUCUUCGUCUCCGACCCCACAAAUGCCAGCAGAACCAUGUUCAUGGACAUUCACAAGCUCAAGUACAGCGAGCAAAUGCUCGACUUCUUCUCCUACGAGUUUGACGUUCGGAAGAUUCACCUACCCGAGAUCGUGCCAUCUUCUGAUGCGAAGGCUUUCGGAAAGAUAGACUCGGGAUCACUCAAGGGCUGGCCUAUUAUGGGAUGUCUCGGUGACCAGUCAGCAGCUCUGGUCGGACAAAAGGGGUUCGAGCCAGGUGCGGCAAAGAAUACAUAUGGCACUGGAUGCUUCUUGCUAUACAAUGUUGGUGAGAAGCCUGUCAUUUCCACUCAUGGGCUGCUGGCAACAGUGGCGUACGACUUUGGCACGCCGGUAUACGCACUCGAAGGCAGUAUUGCAGUGGCAGGCUCAGGAGUGAAGUUCCUCAUGGAGAACCUUGGCUUCAGCCACGCAAGCCACAAAAUCACCGAGCUUGCAGAGCAAGUUCCUGAUAAUGGUGGCCUGGUCUUUGUGACGGCUUUCAGUGGCUUGUUCGCACCUUACUGGAUCGAUGAUGCUCACGGAACGAUGUUCGGUAUAACACACCACACCAAACGCGGACACAUUGCUCGUGCUACACUCGAAGCUGUUUGCUUCCAAACGAAAGCCAUCCUCGAUGCCAUGGAGAAAGACAGUGGACACAAACUGGCUGAACUCAAGGUCGAUGGCGGCAUGAGUAACUCGGCCUUGUGCAUGCAAACCCAAGCAGACCUCGUACGAAUUCCCAUUGUGCGACCGAAGAUGAGAGAAACGACUGCACUUGGUGCUGGUAUCGCUGCUGGUUUCGCUGCAAAGGUAUGGAAGAGCUUCGAUGAGCUAAAGGAGAUCAAUACUGCUGGUGAGACGAAAUUCGAGCCUGCAAUGGAGGAGGCAGCAAGUAAGAAAAUGUUUAAGAAGUGGGAGAAGGCUGUGUCUAUGAGUAGGGGCUGGCUCGCGGAAGAAGAGGCUGAGGCUGGGCAUAAGGAGGAGGCGAAGGAGAUUAGUGAAGGCGCGGCGAAGAAUGAGGAGGCAUCUGAAGUGUAAGUCCCAGCACGCGGGAGCUAGAAGGAGGAUGUUGUUUCGGGCG